Messenger RNA from Chrysemys picta bellii (western painted turtle), 2684 nucleotides. The record is from RefSeq and is a predicted model, not a curated record. NCBI's taxonomy places the organism in Eukaryota, Metazoa, Chordata, Testudines, Emydidae.
AGCAGCUCCACUCCUGCCCCGGCUAACGGGGGUCCCUCCUGGAUUACGCCCUAUCUGCCAGUCCCCGGUGCAGCGCCCCACUCCUGUGGGGUGCCCCUUUCGGGACGUCCCGCCUGGGCUGCUCCCACUCCCGAGUCCCAGGUCCCCCGUGCAGCACCGACCCCUCUCCCCGGCCUCCCCACGCGGCGCCCCGUCCCGGGUCACCUCCCCACGCCGGCUACCCGUUCCCAUUGCGGGCCCCACCCCGCCUCUCCCUGGCCCGCUCCGCCCGCGCUCAGCUGCCGGCACGGCGGAGCUGCGCGGCAGCUUCGGACUGAGUCACCCCGGAUCGACACGCGCCGGAGGCCGAGUCUCUGCGCCGGAGGCUGGGUAAAAUCUGCGGGGAGCCGAGCGGAUAUCGGGGGGAGCCGCGCAGAGGCCGGAGGGAUCCCACCAGGGACCCGGAGUUUCCCCCUUAGGGUAGUGACUGAGGACUCACUUGUUCCCUGGCUGCAACAACCCCCCAUCUGCUUCCCCUAGAACCCUCCGCAGUAAACGGCACCCAUGAAGGUGGAGGAAGUCGUCUCGGUUUCUGACACCACCAACUUCAAUUUCAGCACUGCCACCACUAUCCCGUGCCCGGUUAACCGGAUUUUCACCCAUCGCUUCCUGCCGGCCGUGUACCUCAUCGUGUCCCUGCUGGGGCUGCUGGGGAAUGGGCUGGGGCUGUGGAAUCUCUGUGCCGGGUCCCGGAGGAACAGCUGGAACACCCUCAGCGUGCUGAUGUGCAACCUAGGGGUGGCAGACCUACUCUAUGUGAUCACAUUGCCCUUCCUGGUGACCUACUAUCUCCAGGGGGACGUGUGGCUCUUUGGGAAAGGCUGCUGCAGGCUGACGCGGGCCCUCUUCCACCUCAAUCUCUAUGCCAGCAUUGGCUUCCUGACCUGCAUCAGCAUCCACCGCUACCUGGGCAUCGUGUACCCACUGAAGAUGCUGGGUAGGUGCCAAACCCUGGGGCCCCACUUCUUCAUCAGUGCCUUGGUCUGGGCAUGGGUCAUCAUCCAGGUGGGUCCUGAUUUUGGCUUCAGCAAAACGGAUAGCACUGGUACACAGUGUCAUGAUACGACAGGACAUGAGAACCUGGGCACCUAUCGGCACUAUGUCCUAGCUGUAACUAUGACUGGCUUUGUCAUCCCCUUCCUCAUAAUCAUUGGCUGCUACUGCCAUGUGGUGGUGGUCCUCUGGAGGAAUGAAAACGUGGACGCAAACCUCAAGAGAAGGAGCAUCAAACUGGUAGUGUUAGUGAUGGUCCUGUUCUCUGUCUGCUUCCUCCCAUAUCACAUCUUCAGGAACCUUAACUUGCUGUCCCGAAGCUGGCAACUCCAGGGGUCCUGCACCCAGACUUCAAAAAACAUCUAUGUCUCCUAUCAGGUGACCCGGGGCCUGGCCAGCUUCAACAGUGCCCUGAACCCUCUGCUCUACCUAAUGACCAGUGAGGACUGCGUGUCACGUAUGAGGACCAUCAGUCAAAGGUCUGGCCAGUCUCUGCGGUCUCUCUGGGAGAGGAGAACCCAGCGCCAAUCAGAUCAGAAGAAAACAAGCAUCAUUCUCUGUGAAGAAUUUGAAGAGGCAUGUGAUGAACUCUGAAUUGUUUCAGGAGGCUGGUGCUCUAUUAGGAUAAUGACUGCAGAAUGCCUGGAAUGAUGCAGAAGCUGAUUACAGUGGGGAAUCCUACGGAGAAUUUUUCACAAUCUGUAGGCAUACGAUUGCAUUUUACAAUUACUAUCGUGCACCGGUCCUACACCUAAAUUUUCAAAAAAGUAGGUAUUCAAUUGCAUGCCUAAUUUGAGUGCGCAUGUGAUGUGAUUGCAUUCAUCGUCAUAGUCAUUAUACAUGAAAACGAUCCAUUAUGUGUGCAAGUGGUAAUUUGCAAUACCAAUUGCCACACUAGCACCUUCAAUCAUAGUAACUGCAUACAGAUUUUUCUGGAAAUUUUGGCCCUAAAAUAUUUGAAAAUGUGGAAGAGAUUAAAAAAAUAAAGUAGACAAAGAAAUAUGCAUGCAAAAUAAGCACACAGUUACAUGCCCCAUCUGUGUGCACAAUCUUAAUAACUGUAUGUUUACAAACUAGUCAGACAUUUUGUUGGUCUGUCACAUGCUUAAACUUGAUGAAGACCUGUCCCAAUAUUGCAUUAAAUAGAUGGGCAUUAAAUGUAACAUGCCGAUGAUGCUGAUAUUUAGGAAGAGAAGACUUAAGCCCACUGCAGUACAAUGCAAGCAGGAAAAAGCCAAAGAGCUGAUAGCAAAAAUCGUAUUUUCAUUGUCUCCAAAGUGGAUAGAUUGUUAUUGCUGGCAGCAGGUGUCCUCUGCAUAGUGCAGAAGCUAUAGCCACAAACUGGUAUUUUACCUUCUUCUCCUCACUGUCUUUUCCAGUUCCGAUGGCUUGAAUAUUUCAGCAAUUGUUAGAACAUUAAAGGACAUUCAGCAGUAGGUUUUUUCAAUUCUGAAGAGAGCUUUAAACAAUAAGAAUGAUCCAGAUUUGUGCAGCUGCCGGAGUGAGAGAAACUUUGCUAUUUGGAAAAAUGCCUGAUAUUUAUCACAUUCAGCUGCUGUAGUGUUCAGAUCCUCCUUUGAUAUACACCAAAGAAACCAUGGCUAGUUUACAUACUGAGUUAAUAUAUCAUGUUAAAGAGCAAAUAAAUACUU